CCCACAGCCGUUGCGAGGCAACCAGAAGAUUUCGACGGCGAGCAUGCCGCCCAUGAACACACUUUUAUGGGGUUAUGGUCCCCCAUUCAUGCCGUCAAUACAGUCAGCACCGUCAGUUGACUACAGUAGUAUUCCCGUCACCAUCAAUCCAGUCGUCAAUACUGGACAAGCCAGCUUACCAGCGGAGGCUGCAGACAAGAAGCUCUCGACACUGACCAUCGAAGGAUUGUUUGAGGUGUUCAGUAAGGUCGAGGGCCUCUCUACUACACUACCCAGCUAUAAAGACCGCUUCCUGGAGAACAACAUCAAUGGCAAGGUGUUAUUGCACUGCGACCUCGAUGAUCUGAAGAAGGUACUGAACAUGAACUUUGGAGACUGGGAGUUGUUCCGUGUACUUGUACUGGGACUACGUGAACGAGAGCUGGAUGAUGACUAUGCCAUCAAGAACGUGAGGUUUGCCUCCACCACCGAUGGUCACCACCAGCUUGGCGGUGGCGCUGGUGGUGGCGAGGAUGUGCCGGACGAUACCGCCGAGGGCAGUAGUCUGACCAGCACGGUGACGGGUCGUUCAUACGCCGGGGGUCAAGUCGGGCAUCGUCCGCCUACAGCAGUAACAAAGAUCGUGAAGAGUGCCACGGUUCAGUGCGAAAACUUACUAAGCAGAACCUACUUGCCAAGCAGGCAUCGCUAAGUGAGGAGCGGCGGGAGUUGCACACCGACAGCGAGCGCCGUAUACCAACGGUCAUGGGGCCUCAGCUGUGGGUUUAACACCAUCAGCUGUGGGUUUUAACGUCAGCUGCGGGUUUAACAACAACCACUGCAAUUUUUAACAAUGUCAUCUGUGGGUUUAACACUGCCAGCUUGAAGAAGAUCACCGGCACACUGGAAACAGGUCUAACAAGCAGAGGUUGUGCUUCAUGGUGUUCCCUCACAGAUGGUGGCAUUUGUUCACCAUCCAGCAAAUACAAAGCCUGUGCAGCAAGAAGCUUUAUUAUAUGAGGUUUCACCCACUUGAUAAAGCCCCAUUGUGGGGUCCAGGCAAAUAUAACCCCACUGUGGGAUUUAGGUUAAUCAAGUCCCACUGUGAAUUUGACCUCAAAUAAUAAAGUCUCUCUCUACUAUAAACAUUUUUCAUGUGCCAGCUGUCUGCUUCCUUUAUUGUUGACCCUAAUAUAAAGAUGUCUCUUACAGUAAACCAUUGACUUGAGGGACCUCCAUUUAAAACACUCUGAAUAUAGGUUCGUGACAAAAAUCAGUGGUAUGGUUUGUUUGCAAUCGUGAGUCACAGUCAUCAGCAACAACCAUCCACUGCCUCUACCUGUCCUUUGAAUUGAUAAUUUGCUAUUAACAAGCUAUACAGGUGUGUUUGGUGUUGUACUCACCUAAUUGUGGUUGCAGGGGUCGAGACUCAGCUCCUGGCCCUGCCUCUUCACUGAUCACUACUAGGUCCUCUCUCUCUCUGCUUCCUGAGCUUUGUCAUACCUCAUCUUAAAGCUAUGUAUGGUUCUUGCCUCCACUACAUCACUUGCUAGGCUAUUCCACUUCCUGACGACUCUAUGACUGAAGAAAUACUUCCUAACAUCCCUCUGACUCAUCUGAGUCUUCAGCUUCCAAUUGUGACCCCUUGUUUCUGUGUCCCCUUUCUGGGACAACCUGUCUCUGUCCACCUUAUCUGUUCCAUGUAGUAUUUUGUAUGUCGUUAUCAUGUCUCCGCUGACCCCCCUGUCCUCCAAUGUCGUCGGUCUGAUUUCCUUCAACCUUUCUUUGUAGGACAUAUCUCUGAGCUCUGGAACUAGCCUUGUUGCAAACCUUUGCACUUUCUCUAAUUUCUUGAUGUGCUUGACCAGGUGUGGGUUCCAAACUGGUGCUGCAUACCCCAGUAUGGGCCUGAUGUACACAGUGUACAGUGUCUUGAACGAUUCCUUACUAAGGUAUCGGAACGCUAUUCUCAGGUUUGCCAGGCACCCAUAUGCUGCAGCAGUUAUCUGGUUGAUGUGUGCCUCCGGAGACAUGCUUGGUGUUAUGGUCACCCCAAGAUCUUUCUCUUUGAGCGAGGUUUGCAGUCUUUGGCCACCUAACCUAUGUUCUGUCUGCGGUCUUCUUUGCCCUUCUCUGAUCUUCAUGACUUUGCAUUUGGCAGGGUUGAAUUCAAGAAGCCAGUUGCUGGACCACGUGUUCAGCCUGUCCAGGUCUCUUUGAAGCCCUGCCUGAUCCUCAUCUGAUUUAAUUCUCCUCAUUGACUUCACAUCAUCUGCGAACAGGGACACCUCUGAGUCUAUCCCUUCCAUCAUGUCAUUCACAUAUACCAAAAAUUGCACUUGUCCUAGGAUCGACCCGCUUGUCACAGGUGCCCACUGUGAUACCUCAUCCCGUACCAUGACUUGUUGUUACCUCCCUGUCAGGUAUUCUCUGAUCCAUUGCAAUGCCCCUCCUGUUAUACGCACCUGAUUCUCUAGUUUCUGCACUAAUCUCUUGUGAGGAACUGUGUCGAAAACCUUCUUGCAGUCCAAGAAAAUGCAAUCAACCCACCCCUCUCUCUCAUGUCUUACUUCUGUAACUUUGUCAUAAAACUUCAGAAGGUUUGUGACACAGGAUUUGCCUUCCAUGAAUCCGUGCUGGUUGUCGUUUAUAAUCUUGUUCCAUGUGUGGGUGUGUGGUUGUAGGGGUCGAGACAUAGCUCCUGGCCCUGCCUCUUCACUGUGUGUGUGGUGGGGUGUGUACUCGCCUAUUUGUGCUCACCUAGUUGUGGUUACAGGGGUCGAGUCACAGCUCCUGGCCCCACCUCUUCACUGGCCACUACUUGGUCACUUUUGCCGCCCCAGGAGCUUUAGCAUACCUCUUCUUAAAGCUAUGCAUCGAUCCUGCCUCCACUACAUCACUUCCCAGGCUGUUCCACUUUCUGACAACUUUGUGACUGAAGAAAUACUUUCUAAGAUCUCUGUGAUUCAUCUGAGUCUUCAGCUUCCAACUGUGACCCCUCGUUGCUGUGUCCCAUCUCUGAAACAUCCUGUCUCUGUCCACCUUGUCAAUUCCUCUCAGUAUUUCAUAUGUUGUUCUCAUAUCCCCCCUAUCUCUCCUGUCUUCCAGUGUUUUGUCAGGUCGAUUUCCCUUAACCUUUCCUCGUAGGACUUACCCCUUAGCUCCGGGACUAGUCUUGUUGCAAACCUUUGCCUCUUUCUCUAGUUUCCUUACAUGCUUGGCUAGGUGUGGGUUCCAAACUGGUGCUGUAUAUUCCAAUAUGGGCCUAACGUACAUAGUAUACAGGGUCCUGUAUGCUACAGCAGUUAUUUGGUUGAUGUGUGCCUCAGGAGAUGUGCCCAGUGUUAUACUCACCCCAAGAUCCUUUUCCUUGAGUGAGGUUUGUAGUCACUGGCCCCCUUGACUGUACUCCAUCUGAGGUCUUCUUUGCCCUUCCCCAGUCUUUGUGACUUUGCACUUGGUGGGGUUGAACUCCAGGAGCCAGUUGCUGGACCAGGCCUGCAGCCUGUCCAGAUCCCUUUGUAGUUCUGCCUGGCCCUUGUCGGAUUGAAUUCUUCUCAUCAACUUCACAUCAUCUGCAAACAGGGACACUUCAGAGUCUAUUCCUUCUGUCAUGUCAUUCACAAAUACCAGUAACAGCACUGGUCCUAGGACUGGUCCCUGUGGCACCCCACUCAUUACAGGUGCCCACUUUGACACCUUGCCAUGUACCAUGACUCGCUGCUGUCUUUCUGACAGGUAUUCCCUGUUCCAUUGUAAUGCCUUACCUGUUAUCCCUGCCUGGUCCUGCAGCUUUUGCCUUCUUACAGUCCACGAAAAUUCAGUCUACCCACCCCUCUCUCUCUUGUCUUACUGCCGUCACCCUGUCAUAGAACUCCAGUAGGUUUGUUAACCAGGAUUUCCAGUCCCUGAAACAGUGCUGGCUGUCAUUAAUAAGCUCAUUUCUUUCUAGGUGCCCCACCACUCUUCUCCUGAUAAUCCUCUCCAUGACCUUGCAUAUACUAUACAUGUCAGUGACACUGGUUUGUAGUUUAAUGCUUCAUGUGUGUCUCCUUUUUUAAAAAUUGGGACUACAUGUGCUCUCUUCCAUACUUCAGGUAGUCGCCCUGUUUCAAUACAUGUGUUGAAGAUUGCUGUUAGUAUUACACAUAGUGCCUCUGCUGUCUCUCUCAGGACCCAUAGAGAGAUGUUAUCCGACCCCAUCGCCUUUGAGGUAUCUGGGUCACUUAGCAGCCUCUUCACUACUUCCUCGGUUGUAUGUAUUGUGUACAACACUUGAUGGUGUUCCCCACCUCUCCGUGUUUCUGGAGGCCCUUCUGUCUCCUCUGUGAACACUUCUUUGAAUCUCAUGUUGAGCUCUUCACAUAUUACACUGUCAUUUCUUGUGACUUCCCCUCCCUUCCUUCCUCAACUUGAUUACCUGGUCCUUCACUGCUGUGUCACUCAUAUUGUUUUUGGGCCUCCCUUCUUACCUUUGCAUAUUCAUUUCUGGCUCUACGACUGCUCUCCUUAUUUCCUGGGUCCUUUCCCGUCUAUACUUCUUUCAUUCUCUAGCACACUUUGGUUUUGGCCUCCCUGCACCUUGGGUGAACCAAUGGCUCAUCCUGGCUUUUUCAUUAUUCCUGUUACCCUUGGGUGCAAACCUCUCCUCAGCUUCCUUGCAUAUUGUUGCCACGUAUUCCAUCUCGUUUACUGACUUAUCUGCCAGUUCUCUGUCCCACUGAACCCUGUGCAAGAAAUUCUUCAUGCCUGCGUCGUCCCCUUUCUUGUAGUUUGGCUUCAUGCAUCCAGCCCUUCCUGCUUAUCUCUCCACUUGUAAUUCUACUAUGUAUUCGAAGCUCAGAACCACGUGAUCACUGGCCCCAAGGAGUCUUUCAUAUGUGAUGUCCUCAAUAUCUGCACUACUCAAGGUGCAUAGUAGGUUCAAUCUCACUGGUUCAUCCUCUCUCUCUCUCUCUCUCUCUCUGGUAGUGUCCCUUAUGUGCUGGUACAUGAAGUUUUCCAGUACCACCUCCAUUAUCUUAGCCCUCCACAUUUCUUGGUCUCCAUGUGGCUCCAAGUUCUCCCAAUUAGUUUCCUUGUGGUUGAAGUCACACAUGAUCAGCAGCUAUGCCCUGCUCGCAUGAGCUCUUCUGGCCACUUCGGCCAGUGUGUCAACCAUUACUCUAUUACUCUCGUCAUACUCUUGCCUUGCCCUCCUGCUGUUCAGUGGUGGGUUAUGCAUCACUGCAAUUACCACCUUGGGACCUCCAGACUGAAGCAUUCCUAUUAUGUAAUAUCUUGCAUCUCCUCUGUCUUCUCUCUCCAGCUCAUCAAAAUCCCAUUGGCUUUUGAUGAGCAGUGCCAUUCUUCCAGCCCCUCUAUUCCCUUUGUUUUUUCUCAGGAUCUGAUAUCCCAUUGGAAAGAUGGCAUCUGUUAUCAUCCUUGUGAGCUUGGUUUCUGUGAAAGCUCUGAUGUCCGGUGAUGCCUCUUUGACUCCUUCACACCACUUCUCCCACUUAUUCGUUAUUCCAUCAGAGUUGGUGUACCAUACCUUCAGCUUCCUCUCCAACUGUGUUUUGGGGGGUCUGUGAGGGUGUUGGACCUGGCAGUGUGCUGCAGGAUUCUACAGCAUAGUGUGGGGGUGGAGGAUGUAAGUGUGGAUUGUGUUGGGAUAGCAUGUUUGGUUGUGGGGUUCUGGGGGUGGUUCUGUGUGUGCUUGCUCCUAUUGCUCUGCCCUGCUCUGGUUGUCCUCUGCCAGUUGUGUCCUUGUCUCUCUUCCUAGCCCCUUUCACUUUUGUGUUCUCUUCCUCAGCUGCUGUCAGACAAACCCCUACUCCCACCAACUGAAACAGCACACAGACACAGUGUUUUCUUCUCCACCAUAGGAAAGAAUCUAGCGAGCAAAAUCCCAAGCUCAAACACCUGUCCAUCAGACUACCUUACAGGCACCUACCCGAAUAUGCUAUUCCUAGCCUGAACCAACCCAACAGAAGUCUUGCUCAUCAUCAACACCCUUAAAAACAAGACAGGGGACAUAAAUAACUGACCACCUUUUAUGUACAAAAAAGCAUCACAAGUACUGUCACCAAUUAUUGCAAAACUCUUUAUCAAAUCCAUUGAAUCCUCCACCUUCCCAGCAAUUCUCAAAAUAGCGAGGGUCAACCCAGUCCACAAAGGAGGUGAUCAAACCGACUUGAGUAACUAUAGACCAAUAUCUAACCUACCUCUGCUCUCUAAGAUCUUUGAAAAAUUAAUUCAUGGACAGAUCUAUUCCUACCUUGUCUCACACAACACUCUAAACCCCUGUCAGUUUCGAUUCAGGACUAAUAAAAGCACAAAUAAUGCUAUUAUACACAUGUUAGAACUAAUAUACACCACUCUUGAGAAGAAAGAAGUCCUGCUGGGAAUCUCCAUUGAUUUAUGUAAGCAUUUUGAUACAGUUGACCAUGCUUUGCUGCACAUUAAAUUAACACACUAUGGUAUAAGAGGGCACUCUCUCAACUACCUAAAGUCAUACCUUAGUAACAGAAGCCAAUAUGUGUAUGCAAAUGGAGCAAACUCUUCCACUCAACCAAUGACAGUCGGUGUCCCACAAGGAAGUGUCCUUGUCCCACUCCUGUUCCUCAUUUACAUCAAUGACCUACCGAAUGCAUCACAGCUACUCAAACCCAUAUUAUUUGCAGAUGACACAACAUACAUUUUCUCUCACCCAAACCCAGUCAUACUGGCUAACACUGUUAAUGCUGAAUUGCAGAAAAUAACUACCUGGAGGAUGACAAAUAAGUUUACCCUCAAUACUGACAAAACCUAUUAACAUAACACUAAAUGGAUCACCCAUCACAAGACUCACAGAGGGAAAAUUCCUAGGAAUCCACCUUGCCAGUAGCCUUAAAUUCCACACACACAUACAUUAUUAUUAUAAUCAAAAAGAAGCGCUAAGCCACAAGGACUAUACAGCGCACACACACAUACAACAAAUUUCUAAGAAAAUUUCUAAGACAGUGGUCAUACUAUCAAAGAUAUGGUACAGUACUAUGGUUCACAAUCAACUCUCCUUGCUCUGUAUCAUUCACUCAUCUACCCUUAUCUCACAUAUGGAAUUUGUGCAUGGAGAUCAACAACAUUAAAUCACCUAAGACCACUAAUAACCCAGCUAAAGGAUGCAGUCAGAAUAAUAACAAAUUCCCACUCCCGACAGCAUACUCCAACAGUAUUCAAAAGGCUAAAACUGCUCACAGUUAAGAACAUCCAUACUGAUUCAUGUGCCUACUACAUACAUAGAGCACUACACUUAAACAUAAACCCUCCACUCAAACUUCUCACCAACCUUAACAGGAUACACAACCACAACACAAAACACAGAUCUCUUUUUGAUGUACCUGUGUCCAUAUCUCACUGUGUAAAAACUCUGUACACAUAAAGGGCCCCAAAAUUUGAAAUUCGUUACCAAUAAAUAACCAAAGUAACCCGGUCUGAACACCAAUUUAAGGCUCUUCUCAAAAGUCACCUACUCACCCUAAACUAAAUACUCAAUACUCAAUAUUUAACUUUACCAAAAAUCUCCCAAUUACCAAAAUAUUAAAACUUCAAAACUAGACACCCAAGGUUCAUAUAUUAUUAAUGUAUGAACCCAGAACAAUACUGUCUUACACCCAUUGUAACAUUCUCAUACUGUAAACUACUUUCAACAACUCACAAUAUUAUAUUCCCAUAAUAUAAUUUCAAUGUUUAUUAUUGAAACUAUUGUAAUUAGAGUAAAAUUACUGUCAACUAUAAAUAAAAAAAAGAUGUACAACUUAAACAAACUAUGAUCACUUUCUUUAGUAUUAAGUAGUCUGUAAUCCAUUAAAUAAGUCUGCUCAUAAUGCCUGGGCAUGACAGUGGCUCUUGGCACUGCAACUCAUUACUGUAAUUUCAUAAUUUCAAUGUAAUCUUGCAAAAAAAAAAAAAAUUUGUUUGUUUUGUUCUGUCUCGGUCUAGAAACACUCUCCUGUAUGCAGACGAUUCCUUUAGCCAUGGUUUCUCUUGCGUGUGUGUGUGUGGGUGUGGGUGUGGGUGUGUGUGUGGGGGGGUGUACUCUCCUAAUUGUACUCACCUAAUUGUGGUUGCAGGGGUUGAGACUCAGCUUCUGGCCCUGCCUCUUCACUGACCGCUACUGGGUCCUCUCUCUCUCUCUCUGCUUCCUGAGCUUUGUUAUACCUUGUCUUAAAGCUGUGUAUGGUUCCUGCCUCCACUACAUCACUUACCAGGCUAUUCCACUUCCUGACAACUCAAUGACUGAAGAAAUAUUUCCUAACAUCCCUGUGACUCAUCUGAGUCUUCAGUUUCCAAUUGUGACCCCUUGUUUCUGUGUCCCAUCUCUGGAACAUCCUGUCUCUGUCCACCUUAUCUAUUCCACGCAGUAUUUUGUAUGUCAUUAUCAUGUCUACCCUGACCCUCCUUUCCUCCAGUGUCGUCAGUCCGAUUUCCCUCAACCUUUCUUUAUAGGACAUUCCCCUGAGCUCCGGAACUAGCCUUGUUGUGUACCUUUGUACUUUCUCUAAUUUCUUGAUGUGCUUGACCAGGUGUGGGUUCCAAACUGGUGCUGCAUACUCCAGUAUGGGCCUGACAUACACAGUGUAUAGUGUCUUGAACGAUUCCUUACUGAGGUAUUGGAACGCUAUUCUCAGGUUUGCCAGGCGCCCAUACGCUGCAGCAGUUAUCUGAUUGAUGUGUGCCUCUGGAGACAUGCUUGGUGUUGUGUGGGUGUAGGUGUGUGUGUGUGUGUGGGUGUGUGUGGCUGUGUACUCACUUAUUUGUACUCACCUAUUUGGGGUUGCAGGGGUUGAGUCAUAGCUCCUGGCCCACCUCUUCACUGAUUGCUACUAGGUCCUCUCUCUCCCUGCCCCAUGAGCUUUAUCAAACCUUGCCUUAAAACUAUGUAUGGUUCCCACCUCCACUACAUCGUUUUCUAGGCUAUUCCACUGCCUGUGUGUGAGUGUGUGAGUUAGACUCACUACAAAUACUCUACAAGACUCUGUAGACUUCAAUAAACAGUUUGUAUUGACAAACUUGUAUCUGUUAUUGCAAGAAUUUAUGGGGAAUGUAUGCCAAUAAAUUGUUGCUGGAGAGUCAGUGUGCCCAUGACUGUAUAUAGUCAGCUCCCUUAUUAAGCUUUUCUCUAUGUAAUCAACUCUCUUAUAAAGCUCCUCCAUACACACUCCUCUCUUUCUUAUUGUAUAAUUUAUUCUCAAUAUAAUUGAAGAAGUUGACCCAUAAUUAAACAGUAAAGGUAAAGCUCCAUCAGAGUCAAUUGCUAGUCAAUUCUGAAUCAACUCCUUCAAUCACAUUAAAAGAAUAAAUAUUACACUGUGUAGAUGACCCAUAUAAAUAAUUCCCAUCCUGCACAGGGUGUUUCAAAACGAUGACCCAAUUUAGUGCGUAUUGCUUUGAAAUUGGCCCCAUCAGUUUGAAACACCCUGUUCUUUGGGGAGACAAGAAAGAAAAUAAUGCAAGAGGAAUUAUCAGGUGACAAUGGUGAACACUGAUGAACAUGUGUGUGUUGAAUACUUGUGCAUUGUACUGUGGCUGGAAUAAUAUUAGAAAGUACAUUAGUUACAAUAUUGUUGUUUGAACAAUAUAUUACCCACAAUAAUGUGGCUGGAACAGUAGUAAGAAGUACAUUACCCACAAUGCUGUGGCUGGAACAAAGUAUUACCCACAAUACUGUGGCUGGAACAAUAUAUUAUCCACAAUACUGUGGCUGGAACAAUAUAUUACCCACAAUACUGUAGUUGGAACAAUAUAUUACAGUACUGUAGUUGGAACAAUAUAUUACCCAUAAUACUGUGGCUGAAACAAUAUAUUACCCACAAUACUGUGGCUGGAACAUUACCCACAAUACUGAGACUGGAACAAUAUAUUACAGUACGGUAGAUGGAACAAUUUAUUUCCCACAAUACUGUGGCUGGAGCAAUAUAUUACCCACAAUAUUGUGGCUGGAACAAUAUAUUACCCACAAUACUGUGGCUGGAACAAUACAUUACCCACAAUACUCUGGUUGGAACAUUAUAUUAUUCACAAUACUGUGAUUGGAACAAUAGUAAGUACAUUACCCACAAUACUAUGAAUGGAACAAUAUAUUACAAUACUGUAGUUGGAACAAUAUAUUACCCACAAUUCUGUGGCUGGAGCACUACAUUACCCACAAUACUGUGAUUGGAACAAUAGUAGUCAAUACAUUACCCACAAUACUGUGGCAGGGACAAUACAUUACCUACAAUACUGUGGCUGGAACAAUACAUUACCCACAAUACUUUGGCUGGAACAAUACAUUACCCACACUACUGUGGCUGGAACAAUACAUUACCCACAAUACUGUGGCUAGAACAAUACAUUACCUGCAAUACUGUGGCUGGAACAAUACAUUACCCACAAUACUGUGGCUGGAACAAUACAUUACCUGCAAUACUGUGGCUGGAACAAUACAUUACCCGCAAUACUGUGGCUGGAACAAUACAUUACCCACAAUACUGUGGCUGGAACAAUACAUUACCCACAAUACUGUAGCUGGAACAAUACAUUACCUGCAAUACUGUGGCUGGUACAAUACAUUACCCAUAAUACUGUGGCUGGAACAAUACAUUACCCACAAUACUGUGAUUGGAACAAGAGUAGUAAGUACAUUGCCCACAAUACUGUGGCUGGAACAAUACAUCACCCACAAUACUGUGGUGGGGACAAUACAUUACCCAUAAUACUAUGGCUGGAACAAUACCCACAAUACUGUGGCUGGAACAAUGCAUUACUCAUAAUACUAUGGCUGGAGCAAUACAUUAUCCACAAUACUGUGGCUGGAACAAUACAUUACCCACAAUAAUGUGGCUGGAACAAAAGUAGGGAGUACAUUACCCACACUACUGUGGCCGGAACAAUACAUUGCCCACACUACUCUGGCUGGAACAACACAUUACCCACAAUACUGUGGCUGGAACAAUACAUUACCUACACUACAGUGGCUGGAGCAACACAUUACUUACAAUACUGUGGCUGGAACAAUACAUUACCCACAUUACUUUGGCUGGAACAAUGCAUUACCCACGCUAUUGUGGCUGGAACAACACAUUACUUACAAUACUGUGGCUGGAACAAUACAUUACCCACAAUACUUUGGCUGGAACAAUGCAUUACCCACACUACUGUGGCUGGAACAACACAUUACUUACAAUACUCUGGCUGGAACAAUACAUUCCCCACAAUACUGUGGCUGGAACAGUAUAUUACCCACAAUACUGUGAUUGGAACAAUAUAUUACCCACAAUACUGUGAUUGGAACAGUGGUAGUAAGUACAUUACCCACAAUACUGUAGUUGAAACAAUACAUUACCCACAGUAUUAUAGUUGGAACAAUACAUUCAUACUUUGGUUGGAACCAUACAUUACCCACAAUACUGUGGCUGGAGAAAUACAUUACCCACAAUACUGUGGCUG
Cherax quadricarinatus is the source of this 11430-nucleotide messenger RNA. The record is from RefSeq and is a predicted model, not a curated record. Lineage: Eukaryota; Metazoa; Arthropoda; Malacostraca; Decapoda; Parastacidae.